Annulohypoxylon maeteangense is the source of this 1526-nucleotide messenger RNA. RefSeq lists its product as uncharacterized. Bases 376 to 1431 code for a protein of 351 amino acids. The record is from RefSeq and is a predicted model, not a curated record. NCBI's taxonomy places the organism in Eukaryota, Fungi, Ascomycota, Sordariomycetes, Xylariales, Hypoxylaceae. The transcript has 4 exons.
AUGUAAAGGGAAUCAAGAUGUCUCUGGAAGGUUUGAGCAGGACAUCGUCACUGAAUUUAUCCAAAUCUGAACACGUGCUGCUCAAUGCCUUCAACCCUGUUGACUAAUUAUAUUAGCAUCAGCAUAUUCGCAUGUACAUGGUACUUUGUACUACCACUGUCCUCCUACCUAGUAUCUGUCUCUCUCAGUACAUCUCACCAUAUCCACCAAGAAUACUGUGGCAUGGGACUCAGCAGGCCUUCCUCAAUAUUUCCAACCUAUUCCCAGGAUUAAGAUAUUUGAUUCUUCUAAACAACUUUCUUCCCAAACUUGUCUUUCACUCACAUCGAACAGCUAUCUGAAACCGAGCCCAACAGACCUCAUACUAAAGAGAUUAUGGCAGAUGUCACACUUCUCGCUGCUUUCGGCGAUCCAAAUUGGUUCCGUGACGCCUUCAACUGGGAUUUAAACCGUAUCUUCCAGUGGCUUGAGACAACUUCGCAGACAGCCAAAGACCCAGUAUCUCAAAAGUAUCUUCAGGAUACCCUAUCGAAAAUCAAGAUUGUCGCACUCCCGGACGGGAAAAGAUUCAGGGAUCCCAGGGUCGGGCCCAAUUCCCACUUCGCGCGAACAUUCAACGAGGACUGGAGCGAUGACAGGUGGGAUGGCCAUGAAAACGAAAGAGGUAGACAGAUUUCGAAAUUCAUCCUUAACGAGUGGCCGAACAAGUUCCGCCGUCGCAGAGACGGAGACGCCGGGAUUCAAGUACCCUAUUGGAAUCCGUACGAUCUACUAGGGUACUUCUUCAACGUUCUUGGCCCAGCGCCACCGGCUGCUAACAAAAGCAACUACUUCCUACCGCUAACAGCCGUGUACGCGCGGUGGUGCUCAAAGAUCGCGGGUACUGCACCUAGGGGGUACAACUACCCCCCGGUUGCGAACCCGGGCGCGGGGACCUGGCCUUUCAUGUACCAGUGCACAUGGUGGGAUGACCCCGGAAACCCGACCAAGAAGUGGUUUUUCCUCGGAAGUUCUCUGGGGGGUGAUUCAUGGAUGGAGAAUGCGGUUGGCACUUUCAACGAAACAGUGCAACGCCAUCGAUUCGACAUGUUUCGAACCUGCUCACAGAUUAAGAUUGUGAAAGCCGGGGAUUACGCUCAGAGGACCCCCGAGCAGAGAGCGGGCGGACAUCCAAACCCGUAUGGAGCCUGUGCUGAGGGAUAUCCCUUCGCGGAGAUGCUGUCUAGUGACAAACUUAAGAAUCGCCAUCUCUAUGGCUUGUCUCUCAAGAGAGACUUCAUGAGAAAUCCUGCUCUCAACCAGUACGAUAGAACGAGAAAUGGCGGAGUUUGGACAAACAAUGCGGCGCCUUGUAGAAAUUGCACCGUGCUGCUCAAAAGAGCUGGAGCACAAUUAGAGCAUUUCUCGGAAACGAUGGAUCUUCCUUUGUAGGAUUUUGGCGCUUCGAACGAGCCAUCGACAUGGCUCUAUUAUACUUCACCGUCAUAUAAUUAAAUAUAUGAUUGAUACACUGUUUGAAAGAUGGC